Messenger RNA from Rubroshorea leprosula, 1295 nucleotides. Lineage: Eukaryota; Viridiplantae; Streptophyta; Magnoliopsida; Malvales; Dipterocarpaceae. The record is from the annotation of a GenBank genome assembly.
GCGGCACAAUUGCGGUGGCAAUCGAUGUAAAUAAAACGCAAAAGUAGUGUCCUUUUAAGCAGACGCUCUCUUCUCUCUUCUACUCUCCUCCUGCAUUCUCCUCUUCCUUCGUUCUCCAGAUUCAGUUAGGCUUGCUCGUUCGUUCAUGGUGGAUCUCUGACGAAGAGAUGGGAAAUGCAAACGGAAGGGAGGAGGGAGCCAACGUAACCGACGAUCCGUUGGGAAGAUCCAACGGCGAUUCGCGGGCAAACUACGGUUCUAAUUCGCACCCCGUGGCGAUAGUGCCUUCUUCGGAUUCCAUGGCUAAUAGUCCUCCCUCCAGUCCUCGGCGCUCCCGAUCCCCCCUCUUGUUCGCUCCUCAGGUCCCUGUACCUCCUUUACACAGGGGUGAUGGUGGUUCUCCAUUUUACAACCAAGUACGGCGCCAUGAAUCUCAUGGAGCUGCUGCUGCUACUGCUAAUCCAUCAGAACGAGGAAUACCUGUCAUCGUUACUUGGAAUUAUGGUGGUAAUGAUGUGUCAGUGGAAGGGUCUUGGGACAAUUGGACGUCGAGGAAGGCACUGCAGAGGUCUGGUAAGGAUCACUCGAUUCUUUUGGUCCUUCCAUCUGGUAUGUACCAUUACAAGUUCAUUGUGGAUGGGGAAUGGAAAUAUGUUCCAGAUCUUCCUUUUGUAGCUGAUGAAGCGGGCCAUGUCUGCAAUCUUCUUGAUGUUAAUGAGUACGUGCCAGAGAAUCUGGAUAGUGUGGCUGAGUUUGAGGCACCAUCAUCACCGGAAUCUGCUUACAGUCAGGCAUUUCCAACAGAAGAAGAUUACGCCAAGGAGCCGCAUAUUGUUCCACCCCAGCUGCAUCUGACAGUCCUUGACAUGGAUAAUCAAGACGAAGCAUCCUCUUCAAAGCCUCAGCAUGUUGUGCUUAACCACCUGUUCAUAGAGAAAGGAUGGGCAACACAAUCCGUGGUUGCCCUGGGACUGACCCAUCGGUUUCAGUCAAAAUAUGUCACUGUUGUCCUCUAUAAGCCACUCAAAAGGUAACCUGCCUAAUGUAAUGCAUGACUUUGUAAAGGAAAAAGAUGGUUUUAACGAAGUGAAACCGUUUGCCAAGGUGGCCCUGUUUAUAGAGAAGUGGUUGGCCGGUUGGCCCUAAACAUUGCCUUGUUUGUUUUCUCAAACUCCAAAAUAUUUGUUUACCUUCGACUAUUUUGCUUACUGUAACUUUUUUUUUCCCAUUUUCCAAGGAGUGCAGGGUUAUGAAAGCACAUUGUUGUAUAGUUUCUGGGCAUAUUUUUUCAGUCC